GGUAUUUAUUCAAACCCCGACACUCUCCAACAACAUCGAGCUUGCCGUCGUCGCCGUCGUCCACGAUGGUCGCUGCGCUCCUCCGGGGACAGCUGAGGUCGUACCCUGCCAAUGGCCAUGGAACAUUUCUCCCUCAAAUUCGGAAACUUGUCUUCGAGUACUGUGACAAAUGGCCUUCCUCUGCGAAUACCCGCACAUACAUUCUCAAACACCUCGAAUCUCUAGCGCGCGCCAACCCCCAUGUAGAGGUCGUGGUCAGGCAGCGCAACUACAAGGAACCUAUUGUUCGUGGAUACUACGUCAACAAUCGCGACAAAGUCAUCCCGCUAAACGGCUUCGAAGUCACCGGCAUUGAUAAAAAAGUAGAGCUUCUCCUCGAUUCAUCAGGCGCCAAGAUCAGGGCGCUGAAGAAACCGGUGGAAAGCUCGACGGAAGCGACGAGGGGCAUUUGGAGUGGACUGCAUGCCGAACGUCCCAGACUGUAACGGUGCGGAUUCUAUGAUAUAGACACCUUAUACACCCUUUUGGCAUCGUGUUCGACAUGCGUCUGAUCCAUCUAAUCGCCUCGCCCUUUACUCCAUACGCAACGUUCUAUUACCCUUGCACAUGUGUAAAUCGCAAGGCUUAGGUAUGUCUACUUAUAUACCG
Guyanagaster necrorhizus is the source of this 648-nucleotide messenger RNA. RefSeq lists its product as uncharacterized. The coding region runs from base 66 to 485 and encodes 139 amino acids. The record is from RefSeq and is a predicted model, not a curated record. Gene Ontology annotation, cellular component: mitochondrial large ribosomal subunit. The transcript has 3 exons. Gene Ontology annotation, molecular function: structural constituent of ribosome. Lineage: Eukaryota; Fungi; Basidiomycota; Agaricomycetes; Agaricales; Physalacriaceae. Gene Ontology annotation, biological process: mitochondrial translation.